Solanum stenotomum is the source of this 2562-nucleotide messenger RNA. RefSeq lists its product as uncharacterized. NCBI's taxonomy places the organism in Eukaryota, Viridiplantae, Streptophyta, Magnoliopsida, Solanales, Solanaceae. The transcript has 4 exons. Bases 1 to 2562 code for a protein of 853 amino acids. The record is from RefSeq and is a predicted model, not a curated record.
AUGGCCACCGGCCAGCCUCCGCCAGUUGAGGUUGGCCAGACGCAGGGACCAUUAGAGGAAGUAAAAAUAUCAUAUGCAAACACUCUGGUAGCACCAAAAAAACCACAUCAUAGUUUGCAGAUUAAGCCUUUAACAUAUUUGCAUAGGGAACCAAAGCUAGUUUGGGAAGAGGAAGAAGUACAACAUAUGAUUAUUAACGAGGAUCUCCAAUAUGCAGUGAUUGGAAAAUUUUCUUAUGGAUGGCCUGAUAUCCUAGAUUUGAGGAAGUUAAUCCCAAAACAAUGUGAGCUAAAAGGGGAAGUGAACAUAGGGCUUCUGUGUAACAGAUAUUGGGACCCUUUGUUUGAUCCAGAGGAGGAGACGACCACCGCGAUAGCCUGGAUAUCUUUCCCAUCAUUGCCACUGAACUUUUUCGGUAAGGAGACAAUAAUUUCAAUGGCAGCAGCAGUUGGAAGACCAUUACAGGUAGACCUGAUAGAGGAGAAAGAACAGAAGCAAGAUAACAAAGAAAAUAAGGGGGAAAGAGGUAUUCAAGCUGAUGGAAAAUGUGCUAAUGGUAAAAAGCAGGAACAAGGUGACAGAGUGCAGGAGGAUAAAGAAAGGAACACAAAUUUCAGGGAACAAAAGAGGAGGUAUGGUUACGAAAAUGGGUAUCAGAUUCAGAAUAGAAUGACAACACAAGUAUGGAAUGUAAGAACUUCACAAGUUAAUUCAGAGGUGACUACAAAGAAUAAAUUUGGGGCAUUAGAAGGGGAAGAUGAUAAGCAAGAUACUUUUACACACCAAGCAGAUGAGGGUAAUAAAAGUUUACCAGCACAGCAGAAAGCAGUAACACAGCAGGAGGGAAAUAGAAGAGAAAGUGUGAUAUGGUCCUCUAAUUUUCACAUAAAAGAGAACAAGAUGGGAUUGGAGCAAAUUGAUAGCUUAGAAAAUCCUAUUGAAAAAGAUACAGGCUCCAAUGGGACACAACUGGAGGCAAACAAGGCAAUGAUUGAUAAGGAAAGGGAAAGAGGGAAGAUAAAUGCACUGGAAUUGCAGAAGGAAGAUGAUUUGAGACUACUGGAUCUAAAUAGAAAACAUCACUACUCAUACAUUGCUCUCUUAGAGCCUUUUCAGAGUCCUUCAGAAAUAAAUAGAUACAGGAGAAGACUUGGGAAACAACAUGCCAAAGUUAAUUGUUCUUCCAAAAUAUGGUUGUUUUGGGAUGAAGAGUGGGAAGAGCUGGAUUGUAUUGACUCAGUGCAGCAGAUUAUUGUCUCUUUCAAACAUAGAAAUAAUAAUGCUCAAGUCAAGAUUACAGCAGUUUAUGCUAGAUGUAGUGCCCUGGAGAGAAUGGAACUGUGGGAAGACCUAGAAGAGGUGGCUUGCAACACAGAUUGCCCUUGGAUGGUAGGGGGAGAUUUCACUACUAUUAUUGAUGAGUCUGAAAAGUUGGGAGGAUUACCUGUCUCACAAGUAGAAUUAGAGGACUUUGUACAAUGCAUAAGCUCUUGUGAAUUAAAUGAGAUAAAAUUCUCUGGAAGUUGUUACACCUGGUGGAAUGGCAGAAUAGAGCAAGAUUGUAUAUUUAAAAGACUGGACAGAGUCUUUGGGAAUAAUGCAUUUAUGGCUGAAUUGCAGAAUACAAAAGUCCAACAUUUGAUUAGGGAGGGUUCAGAUCAUGCCCCACUACAUGUUACUUGCAGUACAGGCCAGGAGCAAAAAUAUAAGCCUUUUAGAUUUCUCAACUUCUGGACAAAACAUCAUAGUUUUCAGAAAAUAGUGGAGGAUGUAUGGAAGAUGGAAGCAACAGGCUCACCAUUCCCAGUAGUGCAAACCAAAAUGAAAAGGGUGAAAUUGGCUUUGGUGCAAUGGAGUAGGACAACCUUUGGAAAUAUUUUUCAACAGGUAGCUACAUUGGAGGAUUUAAUAGGGGCCAAAGAGGUUCAGUUAGAAAUAAAUGCAUCAGAAGAAAAUAGGACAACAUUGAAGAAAUCUGAGGCAGACCUAAAGAAAUACCUGCACAUUGAGGAAGAGUAUUGGAAGCAAAAAGCAGGCAUGAGAUGGUUUAAAGAUGGUGAUAGAAACACUAAGUUUUUUCAUGGUUUUGUGAAUGGGAGAAGGAGAAAGAUGCAGAUAUCUGUGAUAAAAACCAGGCAAGGAGAUACAAUAACCACCACUCAAAAUAUUGGGGAAGAGGCAGUGAAUGUGUUCAAGGAACAAUUUAAGGAGACAUAUGUGCCUACAGAUUUUUCAAUGCUAGAACAUAUACCUAAAAUGAUAUCAGAAGAACAGAAUGAAGAAAUGGGAAGAUUACCAGCUGAAGAAGAGAUCAAAGAAGUGGUAUUUACAUUAAAUGGUGAUAAUGCAAGUGGACCAGAUGGCUUCUCUAGACAAUUUUUUCAAAGUUGUUGGGAUACUGUGAAAGGGGAUAUAGUCAACAUGGUAAGAGCCUUUUUUUGUGGUCAGGAGCUUCCUAAGUUUAUAACUCACACCAAUUUGGUUCUUAUUCCUAAAAAGGAGGUGGUGGAUAGUUUUGGUGAUUUGAGACCAAUAAGCCUANGUAUUUGCAUUAAAUGGUGA